AUGGACUACAGCCCAGGCUCCAUACUGGACUCCUCCAGCGCCAGCUUACGCCCCGGCGAGGAGUCGGGGCCUCCCCGUCGGCCGGUCGCAGGCCUCGAGGCCGGACCCGUCCUCUCCUCAGGUCGCCCCGGCCGCUGCCCGCCGGAGGCCAUCCGCUGCGUCCGCCCGGAGCCGGACCAGUGCCGGAGCGACGACGACUGCCUGGACCCCGAAGAGAUGCUGCUACCGCCGCUGCGGCCUCAAGUGCGGGGCCCGACCCCUCGGCGCCCCAAAUUCUGCACCCUGCCCUUCGUCACGGGGCCCUGCAAGGCCUGGAUGCCUCGCUUCUUCUUCAACGUGGCCACCACGCGCUGCGAGAGGUUCAUCUACGGCGGCUGCCGAGGGAACCGGAAUAACUUCCCCAGCGAGGCCGAGUGCCGGCACGUGUGUCGGAAGCUGGACCUGUGCUUCCUGCCCCCCGUCGAGGGGCCCUGCCAGGCCAAAAUCCCCCGCUAUUUCUACGACUCCGUCACCCGCCGGUGCGCUGAGUUCUUCUACGGAGGCUGCAAGGGCAACCCAAAUAACUUCGUGGAUCGGGAGAGCUGCCAGGCAGCGUGUGCGGCCCGGGGCCGGGACAGGGGCCGCGGGGACCGGAAGGGCCCGGAGGAGCUGGUGGGCGGACGGCUGUCAGAGAAGGGGUUUGGGGACGUCCCGUCGCCGGCCGGAGGCCCCGGUGUUUCGGGGGGCUGCCCGGGACCCCUGAAGCGCACAGAGACCCCCCCCCCCCCCGGAAAAGCACGCUCCCCCGGUCGCCCCGGCCGCUGCCCGCCGGAGGCCAUCCGCUGCGUCCGCCCGGAGCCGGACCAGUGCCGGAGCGACGACGACUGCCUGGACCCGAAGAGAUGCUGCUACCGCCGCUGCGGCCUCAAGUGCGUGGAGCCGGGGGGCCCGACCCCUCGGCGCCCCAAAUUCUGCACCCUGCCCUUCGUCACGGGGCCCUGCAAGGCCUGGAUGCCUCGCUUCUUCUUCAACGUGGCCACCACGCGCUGCGAGAGGUUCAUCUACGGCGGCUGCCGAGGGAACCGGAAUAACUUCCCCAGCGAGGCCGAGUGCCGGCACGUGUGUCGGAAGCUGGACCUGUGCUUCCUGCCCCCCGUCGAGGGGCCCUGCCAGGCCAAAAUCCCCCGCUAUUUCUACGACUCCGUCACCCGCCGGUGCGCUGAGUUCUUCUACGGAGGCUGCAAGGGCAACCCAAAUAACUUCGUGGAUCGGGAGAGCUGCCAGGCAGCGUGUGCGGCCCGGGGCCGGGACAGGGGCCGCGGGGACCGGAAGGGCCCGGAGGAGGUGUGA
This is a messenger RNA of Tachyglossus aculeatus (Australian echidna), 1329 nucleotides long. RefSeq names its product papilin-like. NCBI's taxonomy places the organism in Eukaryota, Metazoa, Chordata, Mammalia, Monotremata, Tachyglossidae. Gene Ontology annotation, cellular component: extracellular region. Gene Ontology annotation, molecular function: serine-type endopeptidase inhibitor activity. Bases 1 to 1329 code for a protein of 442 amino acids. The record is from RefSeq and is a predicted model, not a curated record. The transcript has 8 exons.